CUUCCGUUGCUAGCAGUGCCGGCAGCGUCAGCAAUGCGGCCUAUGCCAUUCUGCGCGGUUUUCGCUCCCCUUUUCAAGCGUUUUUUUCAUCAUAUUGCUCCCAGCUGUGAGCAAUUGCUGAGCUAGUGGUUACGAGGGGGAGACACCUUUAUCGCUGACUGAUUUUUUAAUUACUCCCCAUGUGAUUAGGGGAACUCAAAUAUUGAACAAAUACAUAAUUUUGUAUAAGAAAAAUGCUUCUAAUUUCCAGAAGUUUGUGGCGCAGUCAACAAAUCGUUCAAUUAAGCAGAUUUAGAGCACUCGAGACUUUAGCAUCGAAGUCAACUGCACUUGUACAAGUGGGGAAUUGUGAAGGGUUAACAGCAGCAGCACCGGCAAAUCACACAAUGAGUGGACGUAACCGGGGUGGUGGCGGAGGAGGCGGCUUUCGCUAUGGAGGUGGUGGUGGUGGGUAUGGUGGCGGCGGUGGCGGUGGCGGUGGUUAUGGAGGUGGCAGUUAUGGGGGAAAUAAAGGUUACGGUGGCGGCGGUGGAAGUGGUGGUUACAAUGGUAACUACCGUGGCGGUUACAAUGGCUACGGGGGCUCCAACAAUAUAAGUCCCUACAAUGGUCCAGGGCCAAAUGACUUAAUGCAGCUAAUGAGUGCAAUGGCGAGUAAUUUUAAUAUGAAUCCGCCGCCCCCACCACCUGCACGCAUGACAUGCGGCGAGUUGCGGGGCAAUCACUGUGGCAUGCUGGUCGAGUUAACUGGGCGUCUAAUCAAAAAGCGCGUUGCGCGUUUCGUUGAAUUACGUGAUCGCAGUGGUGGUGCAUCGCAACUGGUCAUUUUGGAGGAUAAGUAUCCACGUGUAGCACGUCGCAUGCAGAAUAUGCCCGAAAACACCAUGUUAACCAUAGUGGGUGUGGUAAAUCCACGUCCAAAGAAUUCAUGCAAUCAGACUAUGCCCACAGGCGAUAUCGAAGUGGAAGUGCAAGAGAUCAUGAAUAUUGACUUUCCAAGUGGUGGAAAGGGUAUGGGCAACAAGCGCACUUACAGCACCAUGGCGAAACAAAAUAACUGCGGCAUCACAAGCACUGAAUACAAGAUAGCCAAAAGUGAAAAUAUUUUAAAGUAUUUUGAGAACCGUGAUAUCAGUUGUAAUGACUUGCGGCGCGAGGAUAUUGGAAAGACUGUGACGCUUGUAGGCUGGAUACCACCAUCAAAAACUUGCAAAUUUUUACAAUUGAAAGAUGGUUAUGGACAGACGCAAAUUAUAGUGGAAGAGCAAGCGAUGCAAGACACUUGCCUCUCAGCACCAGAGGGCACGGUAAUACAAGUCACCGGCAAAGUUUUGGGUAGACCGCGCGCUAACAUCAAUUUGAAAUAUGACACCGGCGAGGUAGAAGUUAUGGUCGAUAGUGUUAAGAUCUUGAAUCCUGACGACCCCUAUGAUGGACCCAUUAAAAACAAAGAGAAGGUGCAGAAAUUGUCGAUCGAUGACUUGGAGUCCGAUGCUACUUCCAAAAAUGGGGAUGCCGCUGUUGGUGCUGUCGGCAAAAUUGAAAAGGCAAAAAUUGCCGAUUUGAACAAAUUUGCUGGGCGCACGCACACUUGCGGUGAAUUGAGCAUAGAUAAUAUUAAUGAGAAAGUGACCAUCUGUGGUUGGCUGGAAUUCCAACGUAUGGGUAAAUUCUUCAUACUGCGUGACGGUUAUGGGCAAACGCAAGUGUUGAUCACGCCUAAAGCCAAAGGCGUGGAAAAAUAUGCCGAAGGUUUUUCAUUAGAGUCAAUUAUACGUGUCGAAGGUACGGUUAUACCGCGACCUGCUUCCACCAUAAAUAAUAACAUGAAAACUGGUCAUAUUGAAAUUGAGGCAGAAACGGUGGAGGUGCUCAAUGCAGCUAAGAAAAAUUUGCCCUUUGAGGUGCGGCGUUACAAUCGUGCUGGCGAGCGUUUGCGUCUGACACAUCGUUACCUGGAUUUGAGAUUCACCGAUAUGCAAAAUAAUUUACGCACGCGUUCCGCUGUAAUUAUGCGUAUGCGUGAAUAUCUUAUCAACUAUUUGGGUUUUGUUGAAGUCGAGACGCCUACAUUAUUCCGUCGCACUCCUGGUGGGGCACAGGAAUUUGUUGUGCCCACACGCAAGCCCGGUCACUUCUAUUCAUUGGUGCAAAGUCCACAGCAAUUUAAGCAAAUGUUAAUGGCUGGGGCAAUAGAUCGCUACUUCCAAGUUGCACGUUGCUAUCGCGACGAGGCCACACGUCCUGAUCGUCAGCCAGAAUUUACACAGCUCGAUAUUGAAUUGUCCUUUACAACGCGCGAAGAUGUCAUGCAGCUGAUCGAGGAGGUGUUGCGCUAUUCGUGGCCAAAGCAAUUUCCACCUAUACAGACGCCUUUCCGGCGCAUCACCUACGAGGAGGCCAUGGAAAAGUAUGGUACCGAUAAGCCUGAUACACGCUUUGGUUUCACUAUGACCAAUGUCACCGAAAUUAUUGAGAAAAACGAGACCUUUGCCCAGAAGUACAAUGACCUAGCCGCCUAUGCUAUUGUUGUGCGUGGCACUGAUGCUGUUUGGAGCAAUGCUACGCGUAAACGUUACGAGAGUCUCAGCAAGGAAUUCAGCUGCUCACUAUUUGUGCGCAAAUUUCUGGAAUACAAAGAUGUGCUAGAACGUUUAACAAAUUUCCUGACCAAUGAUGUGGCACGUGAGCUGAUUGAGAAAUUUGUUUUGGAAGAAAACGAUUUAAUAUUUCUUGGCAUAGGCGAAAUGCGCGCAGUGCGUGCGCUGAUGGGUCGCAUACGCCUCGAAUACCAUGCCUUCCAAUUGGAGAAUACAAAGCGUGAGAAGAGGGAAAAUAAAUUCUGUUGGGUGGUAGAUUUUCCCAUGUUUGAGCGCAAUCCGGAAACGAAUGAAUUGGAGAGCGUGCACCAUCCAUUCACAGCGCCACAUCCUGAUGAUAUGAAAAAAUUCAUGAACGCCAAGGAAAAUGAACUUGAAGAGGUGCGUUCACAAGCCUACGAUUUGGUACUCAACGGACAGGAGGUUGGCGGCGGUUCGAUACGUAUACACGAUCGCGAUAUGCAACAUUUUGUGCUCGAGCACAUACUGAAAAUACCGCAUGAGCAUUUGGGUCAUUUGUUGAGCGCUCUGGAGUCUGGUUGUCCACCGCAUGGCGGCAUUGCACUUGGACUCGAUCGUCUAAUUGCGAUCAUUUGUCGCGCUCGCACAAUGCGUGAUGUUAUUGCAUUCCCUAAGUCAUUGAAUGGAGUUGAUCCGCUCUCGAACGCGCCAGUACCGAUUUCGGAUGAAGAGAAAGCGCUCUAUCAUUUAGCUGUGAUUGAGGAUGAGAGCCAAUCAACAGAGCAUGCUGUUGAGGAUGAUGAUCCGGAUGCAGGGCGUGCAACGCCAUCACCGGAACCAACCGAUGGCAUGGUGGUGGAUGGUGAUGGAGAUAUUAAUGCGGAUGCGGAUGUCAAACCUUCUAUUAGUGAUGCUGAAGUGACUGUUGUGAAAGAAGAGAAAUUUGAUACUCCUGAAAAAAUUCAACCAGCUGCGAAAGCUGCGGCAGCACCCAUUAAAGCUGCGGCAGCACCCACUAAAGCUGCGGCAGCACCCACUAAAGCUGCUGAUAAAACAGCCACUCCAGCAAGAGCUAAGCGGGUGGUAGCAGCAGUUGGCAAAAAGAAGUAAAUUUAAUUGAUGUACAUACAUGCAUGCUUUGCCUGACCAUGCGCCAAGUGUUUGCGCAGAAUUAUAUCUUUACGUUAUUUAUAUUCUAAUAGCUUUAUUCAUAAAAAAUAAAGCAGCUUUAAAAAAUAUUUAUAAAUUGGAAAAUGUGUGAAAACAUCAUUUUAUAAAGCUUUUUAAAACUACUUUAUUUUUUAUGAACAAGGCCAUAAGUAUUUACUAAUCCUUAAAUUCAAAAGAACGUUGUUGUGGCAUAGUCAUUUAAAGCUAAACUAUUUCGCAAUAGAUUAAUAAGAAUUUCGACUCGUUGUGCAUGUCCGACGCACAUGUUGAAAUGUUUUUUACAAUUAUUUAGCGUAGCAAACAUUUUUAUUUUAAGUGAAUUUUUUCAUGCACUCGAACCAUGAUUCAAUAA
Molecule: messenger RNA, 4083 nt
Organism: Rhagoletis pomonella (apple maggot)
Lineage: Eukaryota; Metazoa; Arthropoda; Insecta; Diptera; Tephritidae
Product: aspartate--tRNA ligase, mitochondrial-like
Exons: 11
Coding region: 234-3671 (1145 amino acids)
Biological process (GO): aspartyl-tRNA aminoacylation
Cellular component (GO): mitochondrion; cytoplasm
Molecular function (GO): nucleic acid binding; aspartate-tRNA ligase activity; ATP binding
Source: RefSeq, a predicted model, not a curated record